AUGUCACUCCGAGUGGUUUAUCGCCUAAUACACUACAAUGCAGUGCCAGCUCCGACUGUGACUGUGAGUGUUUCCAGUGGUGCACUGAAUGAGGGGACCUCCCUCACCUUGACCUGCACUGCCACACUACCACCCUGGGUGGACACUGAUGUCAACAUCACAAUCAACUGGACCGCAGAUAUCAGCAAUGGGCGAGUCACUCUGUCUCCUCCCACUAGUGAUAGAUCUCCAUUCAUUUCAAUAUUGACUCUCAGUGCUCUGCUACUCUCUGACUCUGGACUGUACUAUUGUGAGGUGUAUGCUGCCUCCUCCUCUCCCUACAUCACUACCAGCAGCCCAGGACAAAGUCAACAGCAGCACAUUGCUGUUACAGAAUCUGCUUCUGGGUCAGGCAAUACUGCUGCUAUUGCUGGUGGAGCUGUUGCAGGGAUGUACUCAAGACUCAGCAGAAAAAAAAUUGCACCAGAAAAAGACAGAAGGACCUCAACCAACGAAGUGAAUGGUAUCGGGAUUGAGACCUCUAGUAAUGAAGCCUAUGGAGUAAUAAAGGCAGAAACAGGAAUGGCCCUGAUGGGACUAGCAAAUUCUGGUGGUGGGAUGGAAAUGGAUGCAAUUCACACAGCUCCAGACCUAUCACCCUCCCUGGAUGAGAAGGGGCAGGAGGAGGAGGCAUGCACCGUAUGAGAUUGUUU
This is a messenger RNA of Geodia barretti, 692 nucleotides long. Lineage: Eukaryota; Metazoa; Porifera; Demospongiae; Tetractinellida; Geodiidae. The record is from the annotation of a GenBank genome assembly.